AUGAAAGGCUUCCUCGGCUUAUCGCUGCUACCGCUGUUGGCAGCUGCAUCACCCGUGGCAGUUGGCUCCAUCCACAACGACGCUGCCCCCAUCCUCUCAUCUGUGAAUGCCGAGGAAAUCCCAGACUCGUACAUCAUUGUGUUUAAGAAUCACGUUGAUUCAUCAGUUGCCGCCGCUCACCAUGACUGGGUUCAGGAUAUCCACUCCUCCCAGCAGCGUAUGGAGCUGAAGAAGCGUUCGCUGUUCGGCUUUGACGAUGAUGCCUUCCUGGGCGUAAAGCACACUUUCCACGUCGCUGGUUCGCUGAUGGGAUACGCCGGUCACUUCCACGAGGAUGUCAUCGAGCAGGUCCGCCGACACCCCGAUGUUGAUUACAUCGAGAAGGACUCUGAGGUCCGCGCCAACGCAGAGCCAUCUUUGGAGAAGAACGCCCCUUGGGGUUUGGCUCGUAUCUCCCACCGUGACAGCCUUACUUUCGGUACCUUCAACAAGUACUUGUACGCCUCGGAGGGCGGUGAGGGUGUUGAUGCUUAUGUUAUUGAUACUGGUACCAACACUGAGCACGUUGACUUUGAGGGUCGUGCCAACUGGGGUAAGACCAUCCCUCAGGGUGAUGAAGAUGAGGAUGGAAACGGACACGGUACUCACUGCUCUGGCACCAUUGCCGGCAAGAAGUAUGGUGUUGCCAAGAAGGCCAACGUCUACGCCGUCAAGGUCCUGCGCUCUAAUGGCUCUGGUACUAUGUCUGAUGUCGUGAAGGGUGUCGAGUGGGCUGCCGAAGCUCACAUCAAGAAGGUCAAGACUGCCAAGGACGGUAAGGCCAAGAACUUCAAGGGUAGCGUUGCCAACAUGUCCCUGGGUGGUGGCAGCUCGCGUACUCUGGACCUUGCUGUCAAUGCCGCUGUUGAGGCUGGCAUUCACUUCGCCGUCGCCGCUGGUAACGACAAUGCUGAUGCUUGCAACUACUCUCCCGCCGCCGCCGAGCUCGCUGUCACUGUCGGUGCCUCUACUCUCUCUGACGACCGUGCUUACUUCUCCAACUACGGAAAGUGCACUGACAUCUUUGCCCCUGGCCUGAACAUUCUGUCCACCUGGAUUGGCAGCCAGUACGCUGUGAACACUAUUUCGGGAACCUCCAUGGCCUCCCCCCACAUUGCUGGUCUCCUGGCAUACUACGUUUCUCUGCAGCCCUCAUCUAGCUCGGCUUACGCUGUCGCCGAGAUCACUCCCAAGAAGCUCAAGGAGGCCAUCAUCGCUGUCUCUACCAAGGGCGCUCUUAGCGACAUUCCUUCGGAUACCCCUAACCUCCUCGCCUGGAAUGGUGGUGGUUCUUCCAACUACUCUGACAUCGUUUCCGAGGGCGGUUACACUGUUGCCUCUGAGGCUGGUGUUGAGGAGCGUCUCAAGGAGCUUCUCGGUGAGGCUGAGAAGACCUUCCACAAGGAGAUGGGUGCCAUUUACAGCGAGAUCAAGGAUGCUGUUAUGGCCUAG
Molecule: messenger RNA, 1491 nt
Organism: Penicillium verhagenii
Lineage: Eukaryota; Fungi; Ascomycota; Eurotiomycetes; Eurotiales; Aspergillaceae
Product: S8 family peptidase
Exons: 3
Coding region: 1-1491 (496 amino acids)
Biological process (GO): proteolysis
Molecular function (GO): serine-type endopeptidase activity
Source: RefSeq, a predicted model, not a curated record